UUAGCAAAUCCAGUCACAAAUGCCAACAAUGGAAAUCACACACAAAUACCACUAAAUUCCACAAAAGCACCACAAGUAAUCCUAAUGCUAACUUGACAAAACAAAACACUUCCUCAUGCUCUCCACUUCCUUUACGAUCCUAAAAUAAAGCCAUUUCUCAUUAUCUCAUUUACUAUUUUUAGUACUACUACACAAAAACAAACUUUGAACAAAUCAUUCAAACAAACUAAAUUUAUCGUAAAACUUUGUAAAUUUCAAAUUCUGAAUCUGACCUGUUUCGAUACGUAGUAGUAGUAACAAAUAUGGCUUUGUGUGUGAUGGAUACAGCGCGAGCUUUAGCAUGUAGAGAUGGAACAGCAGCAACAAAUCUCAAACUCAUUUCGAUGUUCGUCAUUUUCUUCACUAGUGUAAUCGGAAUAACGUUGCCGGGUUUUUUAGCCCGGUUUUUAUUUCACGGCAAAACGGUUCACGAUAAAGCGAUUUUAAUAAUCAAAUGCUUCGCCGCCGGCGUAAUUCUCUCCACCUCGCUUGUUCACGUUCUUCCCGAUGCAUUCACUGCACUUUCCGAUUGUCAAGUUUCUUCCCGUCAUCCAUGGAAGGAUUUUCCGUUUUCCGGUCUGGUAACUUUGAUCGGCGUAUUAACGGCGUUGUUAGUCGAUUUGACGGCGACUUCUCAUGUGGAAAGUCAUCAGAAUGAGGCCGAAGGAUAUGCGGCAGUUGGGAAUAGUGAAGAAUUAGGGAUUUUGAGUAAGAAAAUUGACGUUGAACAGCAACAGAGAGAAGCAGAGGAAUUGGUGAAAUUGAAGCAGAAAUUAGUAUCGCAAGUUUUGGAAAUUGGGAUAAUUUUUCAUUCUGUUAUAAUUGGUGUGACUUUAGGGAUGUCGCAGAAUCAGUGUACGAUUAGACCUCUUGUGGCUGCACUAUCUUUUCAUCAGAUUUUUGAAGGGAUGGGUCUUGGAGGUUGUAUCGCUCAGGCAGGAUUUAGCUUUGGAACAACAGCAUAUAUGAGCUUCAUGUUCUCAGUGACAACACCAAUGGGUAUAGUAUUGGGGAUGAUAGUUUUCUCAAUAACAGGAUAUGAUGAUACAAGCCCAAAUGCAUUAAUCCUUGAAGGUUUAUUGGGAUCUUUAUCUUCUGGUAUACUAAUAUACAUGGCCCUAGUUGAUCUUAUUGCUCUUGAUUUCUUUCACAACAAAUUGAUGAGUGGCCAACCAUUCUUGAAAAAAGUAUCUUUUAUAGUUCUUGUUCUUGGAUCUACAUCCAUGUCAAUCCUAGCUCUUUGGGCUUGAAAAAAUAUAGUGCAAUUUAAUAAACUUGUGUAUCCUUUGCUACUUGAAACAUGUAUUCAAUGUAAUUUCAUAAGCAGGGUUUGUGAAGGUUAUAGUAUACACAGAU
Solanum tuberosum (potato) is the source of this 1395-nucleotide messenger RNA. Its product is annotated as zinc transporter 6, chloroplastic. Gene Ontology annotation, molecular function: zinc ion transmembrane transporter activity. The coding region runs from base 303 to 1289 and encodes 328 amino acids. The transcript is spliced from 2 exons. NCBI's taxonomy places the organism in Eukaryota, Viridiplantae, Streptophyta, Magnoliopsida, Solanales, Solanaceae. Gene Ontology annotation, biological process: zinc ion transmembrane transport. The record is from RefSeq and is a predicted model, not a curated record. Gene Ontology annotation, cellular component: plasma membrane.